Molecule: messenger RNA, 1814 nt
Organism: Amborella trichopoda
Lineage: Eukaryota; Viridiplantae; Streptophyta; Magnoliopsida; Amborellales; Amborellaceae
Source: RefSeq, a predicted model, not a curated record
AGGAAGUGGGAACCAAAAGUUCCACUAGCUUCCAUGUCCCAUGAUGGAAGCCUGAAUGUUAAUAUCCCAAAUAAAUCCUCCUUUCCCUUGCGCGCCACUUCUCUCCGCAAAGAAGCCCUACAGCACCAACGCCAACACCAAGAAAUGUAUCUCUCUGAGCUAUUCUCAAGAAGGGUACUCCUACCACUGGUGAUGGAUUGCCAGAUCAAGUUUCUACUUUCUAGAUAUCCAGUCCAAUCAAGAGUCCUCCCUUCUCUAGAUUUCUAGGCAUACGACAACCUCAUCUACUAAAAUUAUAUUUAUGAUUCAUAUUUUGCAUCUCCUUUUAUGUGCUAGUUCUCUCAAAGUCGGCUACCACCUGCUUAAGUUGGAAAAGCGAAAGUGCCUUAUACCUUUGUUCGACACUCUCUUCCAUGUGCAGUUAAUUCCAGGAAAAUCUCCUAGCACAAGCACAAAUUACAUGUUCUCUAGCAAGGAGAGGUCAAAGUUUUUCAAAUUCUUCUAGGACACUUCAUAUUAAAUAUUUAUGUAUUCAACCUAAUACAACACCAAUUAAGGGGAGCAAAUUUGGCUCAAGUGAAAGGCUCUAAAAAGGGCAAGAGGAAGGCCCAAAAGGACAUGGAUGGAAGUAGUGAGAAGAGACAUGGUGACUUAUGGUAGGACUGAAGGUAUGAUCCUCGAUAGAGCAGAACAAUGGAACAAGAUUCGUGUAGCUGACCCCAAAUAGCUGGGAUAAGGCACUGAUGAUAAUGAUAAUAGAAAGGUUUCCAAUUUAUGAAUUGAUUUCUGUCUUCCGGUUUAAGAUUGUCAAUUUCUAAGAUUUGCGCAGCUAGCUUCCCUUAUUAUUUAUGAAAUAUAAGAAAAAUAAAAAUUCCAUUGUUCCAUGCUUGCAAUGGAACCAAGAUGGAAGGGAAAAGGUUCGGCAGGAGUUGCUUCCUCUAAUCCCAUGUCCAAAAUAAUUACACAGCUACAAUCCUCUUUAUUACUCUCAAGACCCCAUGCAUUACUCAAUGGUUCAUCUGUGCUCCUUGAAGUUGGAUCCGAGCAAACUGACCUGCUAAACCAUGCAUGUUUUGGUCGGCCUGUCAUCACCACUCUCAAGGAUAAGCAGUGGUUCCAACUGGGUUUUGAGGAAGCCUUCUAUCUCAUCCAUUCCCUCAAAUGCCUUUCAGUGCCUUGCGGGUCGGUUAGCUUGACCUCUGAAGAGUUGUGGAAAUACAUGAUAUCAAAGAAAAAGUUGUUUCCAAGGUUGUACAAGGCUUACUCUCAUCUCAGGUCAAAGAAUUGGGUAGUGCGCCAGGGUUCACAAUAUGGUACUGAUUUUGUGGCCUACCGCCACCACCCUGCCCUUGUUCAUUCAGAGUAUGCAGUUCUUGUUCUAUCAGAGAAGGAUCAAGAUCAAGGGCCAUCUCGUCUAAGGGUCUGGUCAGAUUGGCACUCUAUUGUCAGGGUUUGCGGGAGUAUUGCUAAGACAUUGUUGGUUUUAGAUGUUGAUAUCUCUGGGGCUGAUGAAAGCUCACCCAGUUGUCUUGAAAGAUUUUGUGUGAGUGAGUACAAAAUCGCAAGGUGGGUUCCAGAGCAGCACCGGGAGGAUCACGUGCCUGUGAAAGAGGAAGCAAAGUAAGAAUUUUAAUGUUCACUUAGCUUUAAAAAAAGUACUCAAGUUCAAAUAUUAGUUUGUUAGGCAGUAUCCUUGUGUGUCUCCCUAAUGCCUCUUUAAGACACUGGAUGGAUUCUGCAACUGACUGAUGAGAACCUUGAGCUGAGAUUACAGUGUUUUCAUGUGCUAUAUAUAUUGAUUUUUUAGUUACUUU